Messenger RNA from Vanrija pseudolonga, 987 nucleotides. RefSeq lists its product as uncharacterized. The record is from RefSeq and is a predicted model, not a curated record. The transcript is spliced from 4 exons. The coding region runs from base 1 to 987 and encodes 328 amino acids. Lineage: Eukaryota; Fungi; Basidiomycota; Tremellomycetes; Trichosporonales; Trichosporonaceae.
AUGCCCCCAGCCCCAACUACCUUCGCUCUCUUCCUCGUCUCCCUGCUCGUGUGUAUACUCGCUUCUCUCCCAGUCACGUCGGCGCAGGACGCCGCGCCCGCCGCCUCGUCGUCGCCAUAUCCCACGCCCUCUCCCCCUCCUGCUCCUCCUCCCACGCCCUCUCCUCCUCCUCCAACGCUCCCCGGCUCAAUCUCGUUCCCAGAGCCAGUGCCCUACCCGACCCCGCCUGUCCCGAGCACCGCGAACACCUCAUCGCUCAUCACCACAGUCGGCGACAGCCUCCCCGCCAACGUCACGGCGUCGCGCAACUCCACAGCCAGCGCCUGUGCCAACGCAACCACCACCACCACGUUCCACCCCCUCGUACCGACGCCCCCAAGCACCAUGCCCGACGUGCGCAACGCGACCGUCUUGCCCAACUGGGUGCCCAACUCGACCGUGCUGCCCCCUCCCACUUCGAGCAGCAGCCUGCCCCCAGACCCGAGCUCCGCGCCGCCCAUCGUCCCGGCCACUACUGAUCCCGUGGCCUUUGCCUACCCGAACGCGAGGACGCUCGAACGCCGGCACGCGCACGUCACCCUCUCGCGGCCGCUAGACGUGGCCGCAGACCUGUACCUCGCGAACCUUAACCACACGGACACGUCGCGGCCGUACCUCUGUCUCCUGGCCGCCGCUGUGCCACCCGGCACCUUGCGCGUGCGCUUCCGCACAAGAGGCAUCGCCAACCUCCCCUCUGGGGGAGGAUACGUCGUGUUCUUUGCUGACGCGGCCGCCGCCGCGGGCUUCGAGGGUGGGUACCGACUGGCUCGACACGAGGCCAUGCUGAUGCCGACCGACGCAGAGGUGCUGGUCACGUCCGACCCCUUUAUCGUCCUCGGGCGCGGGGACUCGGGCGCGCACGCGCGCAUCAUCAGCACGCGCGCAGGGCGUAGUGUCGCUGCUGCUGCCGGUUUCGGGAUUGCGCUGCUGACCACGAUACUGUUGUAG